GUGAACAAUGGCGGCCAAGCGGCUCUCCUAGGAUCGAUCUUGGCCUUUUAAAACCCGGUUAUUUUCCUUUUUUGAAGUCCUUAGGCACGGUCACAGUUAUCCAGGAAACUGAGCUUAGUUUUCGUGUUCUAUCCGGAUUUGGAACAUCCUGGAGGAGAGAAAAUGGCGAAGGUGAUAUAGAGGAGGUCGGGGCGGGAGCGAAGCCACGGGAAUCUCGGGGAGGAAUUUUCGUCAAUUUCUUCUUCUCACGGAGGUUUCUCUGAGAUAUAUAAUACAUCAUGCCUCGGCUGGGCCUUGGCUAUGAUAUGGACCAGUUCCUGGACCACUGUCGUAUGACAAAACCUCCAUAUGAAUGCCCGCAUGCAUCAUGUGGCAAGAUUUACCGCAGUCUAGCAGGCAUUCAGCACCACAUGAACACAUAUGACCAUGAGAAUCCUCCUCCAAAUGUGGUCACUCCAAAAUCAGCCCGGAAGAAAAACAUGAAGCGACCCCCAUCCCCUGUAGCAAGCCAGGAUCCAGAGCCACCUUCAAUACCAUACUCACAUGACAUGAAAACUGUGGAGUUUGAGGUUGAUGGAAAGUUGACUCGGUUGUCUGUCUAUGACCCAAUAGAAAUUUUAUCAAAGCACGAUUUUCCAUUUUCUGAUCAGGAGGAUUACGAAGCCUCUAUGCCUCCGGUCGUGGAGGAGCCCCCACCUCAGGAGCAAGCACGCACACCAACUAUCAAACCCUUGCCCAAGACACCAACAUCUAAAACCUCCCUAUCAAAAACUCCAGUGCAGAAAACUCCUCUCCAGAAACCACCGAAAGCUCGUACAGGUGAUAAAGAUAGAGGGGUAGAUGUCCAACGGUACACGAUAGAAGAGAAAAAAAGCAACAAACUCCCAGAAGCAUCAUUUUCAGUCAUAGAGGAUUAUUACAAAAAUCUUCCUGAUGCUCCUCCACAACCAUCCAACUAUCAUAGGUUUAUAGAGAAAAGUCUUGAAGAAUUAGAUGAAGAAGUGGAGUACGACAUGGAUGAGGAAGACAGAGCAUGGCUGCAGAAAAUGAAUGAGAAGCGAGCCGUGGAUGAACUGCCACCUGUAGAAAUGGAGACCUUUGAAUUACUCAUGGAUCGUUUAGAAAAGGAAUCUUUCUUCCAGGCUCAGUCAACUGGCAGAGAUUCUGGUGUGCCAAUAGAUGAGGAUGCUGUAUGCUGUAUUUGUAUGGAUGGAGAGUGUCAAAACAGUAAUGUUAUCCUAUUCUGUGAUAUGUGCAACUUAGCAGUGCAUCAGGAGUGCUAUGGAGUUCCUUACAUCCCAGAGGGGCAGUGGCUGUGCAGGCGGUGCUUACAAUCUCCAUCACGGGCUGUGGACUGUGCUCUUUGUCCUAACAAGGGUGGAGCAUUUAAACAGACAGAUGAUGCUCGCUGGGCUCAUGUUGUUUGUGCCAUGUGGAUUCCUGAAGUUUGUUUUGCAAAUACUGUUUUCCUUGAACCAAUAGACAGUAUUGGUAAUAUACCUCCUGCUCGGUGGAAACUCACAUGCUACAUAUGCAAGCAGAGAGGAGUGGGUGCUUGUAUCCAGUGUAAUAAAGUAAACUGCUAUACAGCUUUCCAUGUGACCUGUGCUCAACAAGCAGGACUGCAUAUGAAGAUUGAUGCAGUAAGAGAGACAAGUGUGAAUGGCACAUCAGUUACAGUGCGUAAAGCAGCUUACUGUGAUAUGCACACCCCAGCUGACUCAGAUGCGCGUCCUCAGCUCGAUGAGAUUAUGGACUCAGCUAAGAAAGCAGCAGCAAAAGCGGCAUCCCGACAGAAAAUGAAGAAAGCUCGUAAGAUUUUGGCCGAGAAACGUUCUGCUGCUCCAAUUGUUUCUGUUCCCACAAUACCAGCUGACCGUAUUCAGAAAUUGGCAUCCCUGGUCAGUAUGCCCAAAAGGUCACAGUUCAUGCACCGCCUCUUAGCCUUCUGGACGUUGAAGCGGCAGUCGAGAAAUGGCGUCCCGUUACUGAGACGGCUCACAACCUCACAUUCCCGCCGCAGCAACCGGUCACCUGAGGAGAAGAACACAGACUACAAGGAUAAGGAGAAAAUACUCAGUGAGGCAGAGAGACGCAGAGAAGAAAUUAAGUAUUGGCAGAGGUUACGUCAGGAUCUGGAAAAAGCAAGGCUGCUCUGUGAACUAAUUAGAAAGAGGGAAAAAACCAAGAGAGAGCUAGUCAAGGCAAAAGCUGAGGAGAAGCAGGUGCAAUUGGCUCCUCUAGUGCAUCUACUACUACAGACCAUUGAUGUAAUUCAAGAGAAGGAUCAACAAAUGAUAUUUGCUGAACCAGUUGACUUUGAUGAGGUUCUUGACUAUCUUGAUGUGGUAAAACAUCCCAUGGAUCUUUCCACCAUGAGACAGAAGGCUGAGACACAUCAAUACCGCACAAUUGAUCAAUUUGCUAGUGACUUUGAGCUGAUGAUUGACAACUGUCUCACGUAUAAUGCAAAAGAAACCAUUUUCUAUAGAACAGCUGUUAAGCUACGGGACCAGGGUGGUGCUAUCAUUCGUCAACUCCGAAGAAAUGUUGAGAACAUUGGAUUUGAUAUGGAAACUGGGUUGCUACUACCACACCGACCCAAACCUUUGCCAGAAUACUCUGAUAACAAGAUAAUCAAGGAAGUUGAUGAUGCCCUGGUAGCUGAUGGUGAUGAUUCAGCAAGUCUAGAAGAUCGAGAGAAAGCACUGCUUGAGCUCCUAGAUAAAGCAAACAUGAUUCGACAUCAUGUAGCGCGCAUUAAGCGUGUAAAACUCAUUAGACGAGAGAUUGGGAUAGUGCGCAGGAAACUGGCAAUGAAUCAUUCUGGAAAUAGUCAUUACAAGGCCAGUGUAACAUACUAUGACAGUGAUGACGACAGUGACAAGGAUGAUUCCGAUAUAGAUAAUAGCUCAGUCAUUGAUGAUGAGGCCGAACCUGGCGAGCCAAGCAGGCCAAGCACACCACCUCCACUGGCAGCAAAAAUGGUUAAUGUCCACCUGUCCCACACCCCUAAGACACCAUUGAGCAAUCGAAAGGUGUCCCUGUCGUCACCUAUGACCACCCCUGUGCAGCGAGGUCGGCAACGCAAGACAGGGUUCAGAGGCACACCAAAGGAUGACGCCAAACAGAAGCGCAUUGACUCCUUCUUCGAGCGAAUCAAUAAGAACUCUCAGAGAGAAUCAGAUCAUCCUGACCAUGCAGCCACACUUGCAGAUGAGAGUAAAGCAGCUAAACCAGAGAAAGAAGAUUCUGCUCAGGAGACUCCCAAGAAGCGAGGUCCUGGGCGCCCUCCUAAGCGUCUCAGAACUCUGUCAGGUCCCUCUGCAAGUCCCCCGGCCAAAAAGCAAGUAGAGAGUGACUCAACAGAGCCUGUGACGCCAACCAAAGAAAGCAGUGAAGAUGGGCCAGAGGAAGAACCCCCCUCUGUACCUAGCUCUCCAUCUGGGGUGAAUCGGCGCACAUCAGUCCUCUUCACGAAGAAAGCUGGGGCACUGUUUAAGAAGCCAGACAGUUCAUCUCCCCAGAAACGCAUAUCACGCCAGCGUCGAGCAUCAGAGAGCACACAGGGCACCAAUAGUGAUGUUGACAUUCAGUCACCAGAAAAGACACCAAAGUCGGCAAACAAGAAAAAGGGACAUCUAAUGAACACAAAGUCGGGCUCCUCCCUGUCCUUCCCUGAAAACAUCUCAAUCUUAGAUCUCUCAGACAGUGGGACACCUCCAUCCAAGGAUUCCUUCAAGAUGUAUCGACAGGGAGGAGAGAUACCCCCAGAGACCGAUGAGGAUACACACUCUGAAUCCAACUCCAGCCUGACGGACACAGAGGAUGACACUGCUUCAGACUCGGAUUCAGAAGGUGUUGGUAGUGAGUCUGACUCAAGUGUGGCGGUUGAUUCACCUGGCUCGGGUCACACUGGAGACCAGAUUCCUCUCGAACCUCUUGACCUUGUUUGGGCUAAGUGUCGGGGUUACCCUUGGUAUCCUGCUCUGAUUAUCAAUCCCAAGAUGCCUAAAACAGGCUACUUCCACAAUGGUGUUCCAAUUCCAGUACCUCCAGAUGAUGUUUUAGCAUUGGCUAAUAAUUACCCUUCACCAAUGUACUUAGUGUUGUUCUUUGAUAAUAAACGCACUUGGCAAUGGCUGCCCCGUAAUAAGUUAGAGCCCCUUGGAGUGGACUCAACCUUGGAUAAGGCCAAACUUGUGGAAUCCCGUAAACCAGCUGAAAGGAAAGCCGUGAAGAAAGCGUAUGAAAAGGCCAUCUUACAUCGAUGCAGGGUGACAGGAGAAAACACAGGACUCAGUGGGGAAUCAGAGAAUGAGGAAGCAAGUUGAAGCAAGAAGGCUGUAAUUGAAUGUUGAUAUGAGUGUGUGGCUAUAUGCAUAUGGUAUGACUGUAUAUCUGCAAGUUUGUUGUGCACAUGUGCUUGUCAUUGAGUCUGCUGUAUGUAUCUGAGAUAAGGAGACAACUUGUAAAUAGGUUACUGAAGAAAAGAAAACCUUAUAUUUAAAACUAAACUGAGUCUUGUUCUACUAGGUGAAUUGGUGAGUAAGAAGUGCGGGAUUAGGAUAUGAAGAGUGACAUGUAUUUAAAGAGUAAUUGUAUGCAUUUGCAUUCUUCUUCCAAAUAAAUGAUAGAUGUUUAUAGAGUAGACUUAGUGCCAUUAUACAGUGUUGUUUAUAUAUAAUUAUUUAUUUUCACUUCAAUUAGAUCUUGAUAUCUCAGAUUACUAUAAAUCAGCAAUCAAAGGACAUUGUGACCAAUAAAACAAAGUUUCUCUAGACUAAUUUGUACCGUGUGAAAAUGGAAACACGUGGGUUACCAUUCCAGGACAAUAGCAGUUUUAGCAGAAAAAAAUAUAUUCAGUGUAUUGUUGCAUAUGGAGAUUGGUUAGUUAUAUUUCCAAUAAUGGUGUGUAUUAUAGAUCAUAGUUUUAAAUCACAGUAAUCACUAGUCAUUUAGAUUACGGUAACAGAAGAAUCAUCAUGGUUAACAUUUUAUUUUUGUGUGUGGAAAAAAUGAGAAAUUCCUAAAGUAGAGGAACAAGAAUGGUUAAGGAACACAGCUUUAUUUUAAAGACAGUAUCUUAAUAAACAAAGAGGGCGUAUCUAUCUUUAUGUAAAUUAUUAUUGUUGUAGGAAUAUCCCUCUAACCUACAGUAGAGGUGACAGUACUGGAACAGUUGACAUGCCAUUCUAUAUUUGAUUUAUUUUUAGAUACUGUCUCGAGGAGAGGCAACAGUAGAUUAAGCUCAUUUUAGUAGCACCAAUAAUUUAGUCAUUACAUGUGAAGAAGUAACAGUUUAUUAUAGACAUGGUAUGGAUUUAUGAUACUGCCUUAGACUUGGUGUUAAGGAAUAUGUAGCUAGGAUAAACCUGUUAUGGAGUAAUUCAUUCAUUCCAUUAAAUAAUUAUGGCUAUGGCUUCUGAGAGAAAGUGGAAAGUAAGAAAGGCAACUCGUAGCUGUUACUGUCAAUCUGUGGAUAGAUUUUCUCUUGUGGUGUACUUCACGUUUGAGUGACUCAUUCCAAGUUUCACGCUUAUUUUUAUUCCUUCUGUUUUUUGCCUUUCAACAGCUACUGGAGGAUCUCAACAUUUGUAUAUUUUUAUGCUGUAUCAUUUCAUUUUUAGCUGCUUUUUGGUUGUGGAUGUUUAGUUUUUUUUUAAACAUAAUGAAUGAGUCUGAAUAAAUGAGAAAUUAUAGAUAGUCUUCAAAGUUCUUUAAAAUUGUUUUGUGAUGACUCAUACGAAAGUAAUUUUGGAUAUGAUUUGAUGGGAAUCACCGUCAUAUUUUCAACAUCAGAACAUUGUUGUUCUUAAGUAAAAAUGUAAGUGAAAUGUUGUAUUAUCUAAGAUUUUUUAUUAGUCAUAAUAGAAAAAUCAUGGUAAUUGCAUAACAAUUUACUAGUACAAAGGCAAUCAUUGAAUUAUUCAUCAUCAUUUGAAACAUGUUCAUUAAAUUAUUACCUAGUCAUACCUGAUGUUGGGCGCUGUUUAUGGUAGGAGUUUCAUCCUGAUUCCUGCCAUUGUUAUUUGUUAUUUUAAUUAAUCUGAAAAACACAUUAAAGGUACAUAUUGGAUCAUUUUCAUAAGCAGUGCCUUUUCAAGACCAUUGCCAUCAUCAUGCAAGUCAACCACAAGAGAGUUCUGGUUUGCAUUUGUCCUGAAAAGUCUCCCUUGUCAUUUUACUGAAUAAGCGAUAACAAUGGGUAGAUCAAACCCUGUUAUUAUUUUAUUUUUGUCAUUGAUCAGUUAAUAUCUAUAUUUUAGGAGAAUGAUCAUUAUUCAAAUGUUUACUAACAGUAAUGUGGAUUUUAUUAAUAAUAAUGUUCAAUCUGGGUGCUGACACAUGAGCAAAAUGUAUACCAUACAUUACAUGUUUAUAGGCAUCUAAGCCAGUGAGUACCUAGACCGAUAGAGUUGAAGUUUAUUCUGAGAGGUGUUUUGUUUAUGUGAAGCUCAGGUUAUGGAUUGCUUUUUUUAAUGUAGAAAAUGUUUAAUAUUCAAAAUCGAAGAUCUGAAAGUAUGAAACAUUAAGAAGGAAAGAAUCUUAACUCUAAGAUUUUAAAAACAUUGGUAGUCUUGCAUUAUUAGUAGCAUAAUUCAGGACUUUGAAGGAAAUUUUAAAUAAUUGUGAUACUUAGUAAUAUGUUUGCUGUUUUUAAAAGUAUAUGUUAUUUUUUGUAUACAUUUUGGUUUAUUUUUUAUUCAAAAUUACCUGCUUCAUGGUAUAAUUAAUCAAUCUUGGUUUGCAUUGUUUAGAUUAGUAAUGCUCAAAUAUUAUUAUAUAGCACAAAGUACAGAUAUUUCACUGCCCACCAUUGUUUAAAAUAUGAUAGAAAAGGUCAAGCAUAUACUGCUAUUAUGGGAUGGAGUAUUUUAAAAUGUGUUCAUUACAAGACAAAUUAAAUACCUCUUUAGGCUCUUUCUCGUUUGAACCUACCCAGGUGUCAGUACAAGAUCAAGAUUUUUCAUUAUAUAAGAAGGAUCUUAAACAUUACCAUGCGUGUAAUGGGGAAAUGCUAAUUCAUUAACUAGUUUUUGCUUUGAUUUUAGUACACCAGCCUUGUAUGUAUUAUGAACCUUGCAAUAAUUGCAAUAAUCAUUUUUUAUUCAAGGGGAAAGGUUAAUUCGAAGCAGCCAUUAUUUGAAGGUAUUUGAAAUGAAAAUUAUUAGUCUUACAGUUAUGAAAGCAUCACACUGCCAGAGCCCUAGUAAUAUUGAUUAUUUCAGUUGUAUAUUUGCUGUUAUGUAAUAUAAAAUAUUUAACACUUGUCCAAAAGAAUAUACUAAUGAUGACAAAAGUUAAGAAGUUAUCAAUAUGCUUAAGAAAAAUCACAAUUUGCAAUAAGCAGCCUGCAAAUAGUUAUAUUUUGGUUAUUUUUUGUAUGAAGAAGUCAUGAGAAUUCCCGACCACCAUAACUCAAAGGGAGUGCAGUGUUUUGUAGUAGCUAUCGAUAUUACAAUGCGAACCUUAUUAGGAAAGGCUUAAAUAUCCUUCCAGAUUCUUGAUAUUGGGGAACCAUUUCUUUUUAUUCUAGACAUCCAGGUAUAUAGUUGUAUCGGCAAAGGUGAUCCAGCUUCUGCAACUGUCAUUGAUAUGUUUGGCUUUCAAGAUUUUAUCAUUUUUAGGAACCAUUUCAGUAAAUAUGCCUUAUGAUGUAUACGAUAUACAUGCAAGAAUACUGCUUCCAAAAUUAAGUUAAUGGUAUGAUAAUCAGAUUAAUUCUCAGAGUGAUUAUAAAUUGGUCAGUUGUAUUAGUGUAAGCAAAUGAAUAUUUUUGUAAGUUGGUGAUGACUUAGGUUGUAUGGUGUUAUUUUCUACAUCUGAGUGUUUUUUGCCUUAUUUUUUACUUAUUUGGAUGUCAAGAACACAAUACUUUUUAUCUUUAUUUUUUUGGAGUCUGAUUUUAGAAAUUUGGUUUAUUUUGAUAUUCAGCAUCUGUGUAUUUAUCCUUGCUUCUUAGACUGACCGCAUAUUUAUAAGGUGCUUUUUUGAGAAUAUAUGUCCAUGAAAAUCAAA
Messenger RNA from Penaeus indicus, 8022 nucleotides. It is a transcript of the gene Br140, whose product is annotated as bromodomain-containing protein 1-like. The record is from RefSeq and is a predicted model, not a curated record. Gene Ontology annotation, molecular function: protein binding. The transcript has 28 exons. Gene Ontology annotation, biological process: regulation of transcription by RNA polymerase II. Lineage: Eukaryota; Metazoa; Arthropoda; Malacostraca; Decapoda; Penaeidae. Bases 279 to 4334 code for a protein of 1351 amino acids. Gene Ontology annotation, cellular component: MOZ/MORF histone acetyltransferase complex.